UCGUCCCCAUGUUUCCUACAAUAUUACGAGUGCGUGCAGAGAAAGGGGAGGGAUGUAGCUUUCUCCGUUCAUUCUUCGCAGCACCUCUUUCUAGUGCCUCGCCAUUUGUUUUUGGGGAAGAACUUUAAACAUGUCCGGAUUACUGGCGAUUGGGGCCCGAUCAUUGGGCAAGGGUGGUAACCUAUUGGAGGCAGCCACUCGAAGCACAUCUGUCGUAGCUUCGUCUUCUCUUCAUACUUCAAGUCCAGUUCAAGACGAGGUGAACUGGGUUCAGAAACGAUGGGAGAUUCCAGAGCGACUCCGCGAGAUCCCGGAGGCGGAGAACCCGAACUUCUUCAACAUGGUGGAAUACUAUUUCCACAAGGCUUGUCUUUUGGCUGAACCCAAGCUCAUGGACAGCCUCCAUCGAAUGAGAAACGUAAAUGAAGAGGACAAGAGGAAAAAAGUCCAUGGAAUCUUGAAGAUCAUCGAGCCUUGCUCUCACGUUCUCGAGGUCAACUUUCCUCUCCAAAGAGACGACGGAAGCAUUCAAAUGAUUACUGGCUAUCGAGCCCAACACUCUCAUCAUCGAAGUCCGUGCAAGGGAGGAAUUCGUUUCUCCAUGGACGUGAACUCUGAUGAGGUCAAGGCUUUGGCGGCUCUAAUGACCUAUAAAUGCGCUUGCGUGGAUGUCCCAUUUGGCGGAGGAAAGGCUGGCCUGAAACUGGACCCCAAGGCUUAUUCCGACAAUGAACUGGAGAAGAUCACUCGCCGAUUUGCCAUGGAAUUGGCCAAAAAGGGAUUCCUUGGACCCGGUAUUGAUGUCCCAGCUCCCGACAUGGGAACAGGCGAGAGAGAGAUGUCUUGGAUUGCAGACACUUAUGCCAACACUAUUGGUUACUCUGAAAUGAAUGCGUCGGCUUGCAUCACUGGCAAACCCAUUCACCAGGGAGGUAUUCACGGCAGAACUUCUGCCACAGGACGCGGAGUUUUCCAUGGAUUAGAGAACUUCAUCAAUGAGGCACAAUACAUGGCUAUGAUUGGCAACACCCCCGGAUGGGGUGGCAAGACCUUCAUUGUCCAAGGCUUGGGCAAUGUUGGUUUUCAUUCCAUGCGUUACCUCCAUCGCGCCGGAGCGCGUUGCAUCGGCAUCGUGGAGUGGGAUGGAGCUAUCUUCAACCCCGAGGGCUUGGAUCCUAAGAGUCUUGAGGAAUACAAGACCAAGAACGGCACAAUUGUGGGUUACCCAGGAGCUCAGGCCUAUGGUGGUGAAAAGAACGAUCUGAUGUACGAGGAAUGCGAUAUCUUGAUCCCGGCCGCUAUGGAGAAGUGAAUCCACUCUGGAAAUGCCGGCAAAAUCAAGGCCAAAAUUAUCGCAGAAGCUGCCAAUGGACCCAUUACCCCCAAAGCCGACGCUAUCCUCCGAGAAAACGGCUGCCUCAUCAUCCCCGACAUGUACGUGAACGCCGGUGGUGUCACCGUGUCCUACUUUGAAUGGCUCAAGAAUCUGAACCAUGUCUCCUACGGGCGUUUGACCUUCAAGUACGAGCGCGAAUCAAACUACCACCUCCUCAAGUCCGUCCAAGACUCCUUGGAGCGGCGAUUUGGACGUGUGGGCGGUACCAUUGACGUGACCCCCUCACCCGAAUUUGCUAGCCGCAUGUCUGGUGCGUCUGAGAAGGACAUUGUUCACUCGGGUCUGGAUUACUCCAUGGAACGCACAGCUCGCGCCAUUAUGAACACGGCCAUCGACUACGAUUUGGGCUUGGACCUGCGCACGGCUGCCUAUAUCAACUCUAUCCGCAAGAUCUUCAAGACUUACCGCGAUGCCGGUCUCACAUUCAACUGAUGCGUUGAUCACUCUCUGAGUAAUCUAAAUUUGAUCGAAUUUGUUGGUUGUUGACUCUAAAUUUUAUCCUGAAUAAAUAUGUAAAAAAUGGA
This is a messenger RNA of Tigriopus californicus, 1920 nucleotides long. Its product is annotated as glutamate dehydrogenase, mitochondrial-like. Gene Ontology annotation, biological process: L-glutamate catabolic process. The record is from RefSeq and is a predicted model, not a curated record. Gene Ontology annotation, molecular function: L-glutamate dehydrogenase (NAD+) activity. Gene Ontology annotation, cellular component: mitochondrion. Lineage: Eukaryota; Metazoa; Arthropoda; Copepoda; Harpacticoida; Harpacticidae. The transcript has 3 exons.